This is a messenger RNA of Vigna umbellata (rice bean), 1106 nucleotides long. NCBI's taxonomy places the organism in Eukaryota, Viridiplantae, Streptophyta, Magnoliopsida, Fabales, Fabaceae. The record is from RefSeq and is a predicted model, not a curated record.
UUUUAUCCACGUUGAAUUGAAUCCUGUGAUGCAUAUUUUAGUUUAUUUAACCUUAUAAUCGUGUUUCCUUGAAUCAUCAUCAUAAUAGCGGCGGGUUCGUGAGUUAUCUUCCUCAACCAAUCACCGUUUCCAAGAUCGAAGCCACAAGUUUGGAAACCCUAGCUUCUCAUUUCUUUUAGAGAAAAGCAUAAAAGAGGCUCAAUCAAAACCUUGAGAUUCCUUCCUUCCAGGACCCAGCUAUCAUAUUUGUCAGUGUUGUGAUAAUAAAUUGAUAAAUUCAAGUUAAAACUACGUUAGUCUUAUUGUUUCCCUAACCUAGCAAGUUGCAACUCUUAGCCAAAAUGGUAUCUGGUUUAAUCAAUGCGAAUCCUAUCAUAUAUGAAAAGAAAGAGCGUCGAACUCGAACUGCUCCAACUGCUCUCCAAGAUGAGUAUGCUGCUGAACCAAUUGACCAACAAGAGAUUUUUGAUCAUAUAAGAGAUAUAAAGGACCCUGAGCACCCAUAUUCCUUGGAAGAGCUUAAGGUGAUCACGGAGGAAGCAGUUGAAGUUGAUGACCAGCGAAAUUAUGUUAGGAUUACAUUUACUCCAACAGUGGAACAUUGUAGUAUGGCAACAAUUAUAGGUCUAUGCUUACGUGUCAAGCUCAUGAGAAGCUUGCCUUCACGGUACAAGGUGGAUAUCAGAGUAGCACCUGGAUCUCAUGCAACUGAAGCUGCAGUUAACAAACAAUUAAAUGAUAAAGAACGCGUAGCAGCUGCACUGGAAAACCCAAACCUUCUGGAUAUGGUUGAUGAAUGCCUUGCUCCGUCUUACUACUGAACUAGCUUUACUCUCCAACGAGUCAACAAGACUGUAGAUUCUUUUCUACUAAUGGUAGAAGUUGGCCAGUUUUAUCUUUAUGUAUAAUAUUUUGGGUUGGUGGCAUAUUGGCCUUGCAAUUGUCCUUGAAUAUAUUGGAAUACGUAGUUGAAAAUGUGAUAGUUGACUGAGGUACCGAGGUUCUUUGACCAUUAGCUCUAGAAAAAAAAAGAAAUUAUUUCCAUGUUUUGGAGGUGUCAGCUCAUGUUUCAUAAAUUGUAUUAUCUAUGCCAUGUUUGAUUGAAC